Molecule: messenger RNA, 3861 nt
Organism: Liolophura sinensis
Lineage: Eukaryota; Metazoa; Mollusca; Polyplacophora; Chitonida; Chitonidae
Product: ETS-related transcription factor Elf-3-like
Exons: 9
Coding region: 177-1604 (475 amino acids)
Biological process (GO): regulation of transcription by RNA polymerase II; cell differentiation
Cellular component (GO): nucleus
Molecular function (GO): DNA-binding transcription factor activity, RNA polymerase II-specific; sequence-specific DNA binding
Source: RefSeq, a predicted model, not a curated record
UUUUUUUGCUGAAGAUUACUUUGUUUACACGUUCUAUUAUUUUUUCCACUCAUGGAUGUUUCUUAUGUUUAUGAUCCCACUUCCUGCCGCUCCAGUCUAUGGAAUGAUCGUCCAUCAUACAUUCGGGAGUUCGAGCGUUGAAAUCGUGCACUAAGCUGAACCAUCCAUCGUAUGCCAUGCCGUCUGCUAGUCCUUUCUAUUCGCCAAACUUCCCUGGGAUGGACAAAUCUGAUAUCACCCUAGACACAUCCACGUCACUGAUAGACUUAUGGGGGCCAGCCCCGGUCAUUAACUCAGCGACAUUUCAGCGAGUUUCACAGGACGAAAUCCGCAGCUCGUGCACUAGCAAUAGUCAGUCAGAGACGCUUUUAGGUUGUGGUGCAAGUACGACCAGCUCUGCCUCCAGCGUCGAUCUUCACGUGGGAUUUGUGGACAACAACAACACGAGUUGCUCUGGCAAUAUACAGCAUCAGGCUAGCCUGGUGGCAUCAAGAGAAGGAACAUACUCCGACUUAGAAUACCAGAAAUUCGCAACUUGGGCUCAAAAGCAUCCUGAAUCUUGGUCUCCUCGCGAGGUUCUUGACUGGUUGUACUUUACAGCGGAGCAGCACAAUCUUGACGGGUCAAAGUUGCGAGGCGAAGCCUUUCAGGAUCUGCCAGGGGCCGACCUUUGCAGAAUGUCACGAGAGGACUUCGACCAGGCCGAUCCGCAAUUUGGGGGCUUGUAUUACGAAGUCUUCCAGAGUUUAUUAAAAUCAGCGGAGGAGUUUUGUGUCCCAACAUCGUCACCAAUGCCAGAGAGCCCUGUGUGUCCGUCCUUCGACGUUCCGAGCUAUAAUUUGUCCGCGUCUCCCUCGGGCCACGUGGACAGUCGACUGAAUGCGGGCUACACCAGCAACACAUCCUGUCAUUCCGGUCACGACAUACAUCCGUCCCAUAUAACACAUGCUUAUGGCGGCUACCCCUGUCCCACACCAACCUCAGAUUCUCUCAGAAAUCCUUUCAUUUAUCCUAAGCACGAUCGCAUAUGUACACAACCACAGACUUCGUCUAACGGAGUAUACGGAAAACUGGGACUUGAUCAGUUUGUGGAUCUCUCACUACCAGAUGACACACUCAUGUCUGGAUCAUAUUACCCCAGUAAUGGGCAAUACCCAUUGCCGGGUAACCACACCCCACCUUUCAUCUCAUCUCCCCCAACAUUUAUGCCACCUGGUCCCCCAGUGCGCAGACCGCCAGGUAGACCCCCAAAGGAUAAAGGUUUGAGGGACCUACACAGACCACGGGACCGGCGGGGCACAGGUAAAAACCAGCAUUUGUGGGAGUUCAUCUACGACACGUUAAUGAAUCCCAUGUAUAACCCUCAAAUAUUGCGGUGGGAAAACAAGCAAGAAGGCAUAUUUCGCUUUGUCCAGUCAGAAGCCGUAGCUCAAUUGUGGGGAAAUCUGAAGAACAACGACAACAUGACGUAUGAGAAGUUGAGUAGGGCCAUGAGACAUUAUUACAAACGUGGUAUCCUGGAGAGGGUAGAAGGGAGGCGACUCGUGUACAAGUUCAGUCGGACUGCUAUGGAACGAAGGAGGCAGCAACAGCAUUCGGUAUAGCCGCACGCGCCAACUGUGUGACGUCAUGUCAGCCAUAUCUCACAAUAACGAUUAGCAGACGACAACAAAAAUAUUUCGCGAAUCCAAGGCAUUGUUUUCCCGGUUAUUUGACUGUCUGAUUGCUCAUGCAGCUGAAGAUUCAUUUUUUUUCACGUUUAGUUUUCUUGGCUGCACAGUUUCUUGCAUUUGUAUGCGUUAUCGCAUUCAGAAACCCACACAAUCAUGUAUAUACUUGUAACUUCGUUAUGUAGCAAGUCAUAAGUGACUGAACGCUCCAGCCAAACGGUAUCUACAUACAUUUCAUACGUCUGUAAUAAUGUGUGUUUAACGGAAACGCAAACCAAACACUGAAGUAACCUAAGCAUAAUCACGGAGAUCACAGAAGGCUUUAUCCAAAAAUAGCCUUGCGUAGCGAAGUUCACCCAGCGUUGACAAAUCCUGCCAUUCUUUUAAACUUUAAGCAAGUGGAUUUUUUGUCCUUCAAAGGAAAGUGUUCCUACAGAAAGUGCUCGUGACAUUUGGUUGGCUACGUCAGAUUGUUACCAUAAAGCUAAGCUCAGAUGUAAAAACCAUUUUCAGACACUGUCUGAAGCUGAAAGCUGUAAGAACGGCAGUAGUUGGGGUUUCCUCUUGCUAUUUGGUUCAGAGUUCAGAGGUACAGCUGUAAAAACACAAAAACAAACAUUAUAGCUGGCGUAUUCCGCAAUAAGAAGUCACAUGGGAAAUAUACACGUGUGUGUAUGACGUCAUUCGGAACAAUUUGUUAAAGGCAUGGAAAAGAAUCCAUUAUGAAAACAUCGUGCUAAGUCGUCUGUGAAUUGUUCUUUCACGAAAUUUCACGAAAUAUGUAAUAUAUGAAAUAUAUAGAUUUCACGAAAACUUGGUGUAAAACCAGGCUUUUGACUGUAUCAGAGAUGCUUCCGAUUCUCAAAUCUAUGUGCGUCGGUAUAGGCUAUAUGAGGGAUUGGUUAUUUGCUCCAGGGGAACAGGAAUGGGUGCAUUUUUCAUGCGUCGAAGUUGUUUCUUGCGUUAACAGCAAACUAUAACACAGAUUCAAGACGAAAUAUGUCACGGCCAUGUCAAACUAUCCUCUGUAUUCGCUGACGUCAUGACGUCAAGCACUUCACCACGUGCGUCAGCAUUGUCAUCUGGAGUGGCAGCUGUUGACACAAACAGCUUUUUCCUGCUGCAGCAUGGACUUACUCUUUAUUGGCAACCACCGUCGGACUCUACUGCACGGCCACGUUAUUGUGAAAUAGCAGUUUCAUAAGUAUGAGGACUUCCCAUACGCACCGGAUCAUACAUAAUCAGCUAUUUCAGCUUCCUGCAUAUACUUGCCAUUUCCACGUCCCAUUUGUUCCAUCUGUACCUUAAAACUUUUGUUAGACGUAAUCCAGUUGGAUCUUCACGAUUUUCUAGGUUUAUAGGUUUCCAUUCAUAAGAAGUAUGUCCGACAACAUAGUUUUACCUGGUACAUGUAUGAAGUACCUAAAUUGUGUCCAAUGCUAAACGCCAGAGACUGUUUAACUGGUACGAACACAUCAAUUCUAGGAAACCAUGACUAAGAUCACAACGUUUUAUACUUGUUUAUUUUAGGGUACAGUAGGCUUUGUUGAGAUAUUACACAUUUAAGACCAAUGGUCACCAUUAUAGUAUUAUACAUCAAGGUUGGCUACCAUGUUUUUUAUGUACAUAGUUUGCAUGAGAUGUGAGGGGCAAAAUAUAUAUCUGUAUACCACAAUGAAAGAAAGCGAGGUAGAGGCCCUCCCUCUAGGCCUACCUGGAAAUGCGACGGUAAUAUUACCACAUCCACUUUUAUUUAUAUACAUAUAUUUAUAUAGAUGCUUAUAUUCAUAUUCACCUUGUAUGGUUAACCACUAAGAAGCAGUGUGAAGAUCUCCAGUUGUGCUACCCACCAAAUUUACGUAACGUAGCUGCAGAGGUUCACCCCGGACGCUUGCAACAUUCCAGGUAAAUCAAAGGAAGCCAAACUGUUUGAAGGGUUAAAUCUUAUCGUGUUUUCCUCGCUUACUUCUUGUCUCUUUGUUACUUAAUACGGCCGGGACUAUUAUCUAUUCCUUUAGUUAGGACUGGUCAUGUUACAAGGUGCUAUUGGUUUCAUUUCCUAAUCUUGCCUUUUCUGUGAUACUCACAAUUCUUGUGUUCUUUUUUUCUGUAUUUUUCUACAUCUUUGGUCUCGUCUUACUCUUACGUCAUAUUUCACUGGAUGAUGUUAUUUAAAAUUCCAAAAAACAAA